Drosophila nasuta is the source of this 645-nucleotide messenger RNA. RefSeq names its product RNA-binding protein 33. Bases 37 to 585 code for a protein of 182 amino acids. The record is from RefSeq and is a predicted model, not a curated record. The transcript has a single exon. Lineage: Eukaryota; Metazoa; Arthropoda; Insecta; Diptera; Drosophilidae.
AUCUCGAAAUUGUAUACUCAAUCUAAAUCUAAGAAGAUGGCACCCUCACAUAUGGAUUAUCUACACAACGUAAACGCGAAGGUAAUUGAGUCGGAAAACGAAAAGUACAAUACGGGUUGCUACAAGCAUAAGAAAUUUGGCAAACGCAUCAGUAAGGAUGAUGUGCCACCAACUGCAGCUCCACUUUUCCGUCCAUACGCACUCAGCGAGAAUACGCAGCGUAAACGUCGCCAGGAGUUACAACAACCGCAUUUGCUGUCGCAGUCGCACCCACAGCAUCAACUCCCACCCACUCCACCAACAACGCCUCCACAACUGCAGCCACAGCAGCACUUCCAGACACAAGUACCUCCAGAGUACAAGUACCAACAACAUCUCCAUCAACAUCAAGCGCCGCAGUUUUAUGUUCCCACGAACACGCCAACACCGACGCCAACACCCGUGAUCAACCAUCAGGCUUUGGCUUACGUGCUACAAAAGCAACGCGCUGUACUCCAAAUACGUCAAAUGCUCAGCAUCAAUCCCGAUGCAAAUACCUGGCCAACAGAGUUACGCAAUGCCCUGUACUCCAUGAUGCAGCAGUAGGUGAAUGAAAUAUAAAACCGGGGUAACUUCAUCCCCAAUACGGUGAUUUGCCUAGCAACC